Messenger RNA from Drosophila sulfurigaster albostrigata, 1616 nucleotides. RefSeq names its product odorant receptor 88a (gene Or88a). Gene Ontology annotation, cellular component: plasma membrane. NCBI's taxonomy places the organism in Eukaryota, Metazoa, Arthropoda, Insecta, Diptera, Drosophilidae. The coding region runs from base 59 to 1045 and encodes 328 amino acids. Gene Ontology annotation, molecular function: olfactory receptor activity; odorant binding. The record is from RefSeq and is a predicted model, not a curated record. The transcript is spliced from 2 exons. Gene Ontology annotation, biological process: detection of chemical stimulus involved in sensory perception of smell; sensory perception of smell.
GCACAAGACAAACAUACAGUUUAUUUUAUAAAACGAAACGUUUCGCAAAUCCUGCACAAUGGAACCCAUAAAGUUUGAACAGUUUCUACGAUUUUUAAAGUUUCAGAAAUGGUUCUGCUUGCAACAUAUGCAUAUCGGGCGCGACGAAUUCGGUCGAUUGUGUAAUAAAACACAAAGUGUAUUUUAUGGAACAUUGGUCCUUCAUGUUUGUUUUUUCGCUGGCAUAUUCACAGACGUGGUUAGAGGAGUGCUUCUAGGCCUACCAUCUAAUCCCAAUCUACCAGUGUUAUUUAUCGGUAUAUUCUUCACAGUACGUGGUGUAAUGAUUUAUGUCAAGCACGCCGAUAUAUUUGAAUUUCUCAAUAUCUUGGACGAAGAAUUUCCCCAUGAUUUAGCAGCCCAACAAGCAAUGCGUGCUCCCCAAAUUUUCGAACGAUUUCAAGUGCGUUAUAAUUAUGUGGCGUAUAUCAUACAAUCGGCCAUAGUUGGUUUCUGUGCUGUGCCUCCCAUUGUCUACGCCUUCACCCGAGAUGUGAAUGGACCCAUCCGAGAGGAGCAACAACUUCUGGGUGGUUGGCUGCCAUUUGGCAUUCGGGAAAAUCACAAUUUAUAUGUCUUGGCCUGGCUUUACGAUAUCAUGUGUUCGUGCAGUGGAACUGCCUAUUUCUGCACCUUUGAUACUAUAUUCAAUACAAUGAUUCUACACAUCAUAAUGCAUCUGGAUGACUUGGCUUGGCAGCUGCAGACUCUUGACUUAACAACUGAAGCUCAUUCUGAAAUCUACAAACAGUUUUGUCGCCUGAUUCAUCGACAUCGAUAUCUCAAUUCGUUUUGCGACAAGUUCAACAGCAUCUUUAAUUUGUCCGUCAUGAUUACCGAUUUAGUUGCCGCAGCAGCUAUAUGUUUUCAUUUGUAUUUAGUCACAGAGACGCAGGAUUUUAUAAUGAAGUCAAGGUAUCUGAUGGUGGGCGUGGCCUUGGUGGCCUUUACCUAUGAAAUUUGCCUUCGUGGCACACAGCUGGAGGAGGCCGUAAGUUAUAAAUAAAUAUCUUAUAUUUGCUUGUUCAGUUUCUUUUCUUAGUCCUCGCAGUUGAAUGGCAUCCUUUACAAUCAGAGCUGGUAUGUGUGCGAUAAGCGAACACGUAAAUUGAUCCUAAUGUGGAUUAAGUAUACGCAGCGUACCAAAAAAUUAAAUGCCUUUGGUUUGAUGGAGCUCAAUAUGGUGCAUUUUUCGCAGAUCAUGAAUCUGGCCUACAGGCUUUUUGCUUUUCUAAAGUCCGCUUAAAAGAUUUAAAUUGCUGUAAAUUAUAAAUUUGUAUUUCUUGCACUCGAGUUAAAUAAAUAAACUUCAAGACGAUUUUUUGUUAUUAUUAUAUUUAGUUACUUAUCAUAGUUUGUGUUCACGAUUACAUAGAAUUUGUAUUUAGUACAUAUAAAGAUAUCUAGCGAACUAGUAUUAAUAUCCCAUUUACAUACAUAUCAUUCAUUAUCAACAUCAUAAAACAUUUGCUCUCUUGGUGAUUUUGACCAGCAAAUAAAAAACAGCUUUUGAAUUCGUGGGUUUAUGUGGAGUAUAAGAUACAAGAUAAGAGAAGAAGGGGGGGUGGAUGUGCGAU